AUGACGGCGACGACGGCAGGAACAACAACAUCGAGUGGCUUGUUAAGUGCCAAUGGGAGGAUGGGAAAUGUGGGAGUUAUUACGGGAGAGGGGAAGGGAGCUGGAGCUCCGGUUAGACAGUAUUUGAAUGAGUUUGUGACGCCGUAUUUACUAGAAGGGAUGAAGAUUAUUGCGAGGGAUCAACCGGCAAAUCCAUUGGAAGCACUGGGAAAAUAUCUUCUCCAACAAUCGCAACUCCAUGAAACGACAUCGUAUAGUGGAGGACAACAGCAACAGCAACAAGAAGGAGGGACACCGAGAGCUGAGGUGAAGAUGGAGGAGGCAGCUUAG
Orbilia oligospora ATCC 24927 is the source of this 330-nucleotide messenger RNA. RefSeq lists its product as uncharacterized. Lineage: Eukaryota; Fungi; Ascomycota; Orbiliomycetes; Orbiliales; Orbiliaceae. The coding region runs from base 1 to 330 and encodes 109 amino acids. Gene Ontology annotation, cellular component: Set1C/COMPASS complex. The record is from RefSeq and is a predicted model, not a curated record. The transcript has 2 exons.